Messenger RNA from Perkinsus marinus ATCC 50983, 285 nucleotides. Its product is annotated as prolyl-tRNA synthetase, putative. The transcript is spliced from 3 exons. Bases 1 to 285 code for a protein of 94 amino acids. NCBI's taxonomy places the organism in Eukaryota, Perkinsozoa, Perkinsida, Perkinsidae. Gene Ontology annotation, molecular function: proline-tRNA ligase activity; ATP binding. Gene Ontology annotation, cellular component: aminoacyl-tRNA synthetase multienzyme complex; cytoplasm. Gene Ontology annotation, biological process: prolyl-tRNA aminoacylation. The record is from RefSeq and is a predicted model, not a curated record.
AUGUAUCCAUCCUAUGCCGAUUGGAUUCGCUCGUAUCGCGACUUGCCCCUAAAGCUGAAUCAGUGGACUAACGUUGUGAGAUGGGAGUUCAAACAGCCAACGCCAUUCAUCCGGACGAGGGAGUUCUUGUGGCAGGAGGGGCAUACUGCUCACGCGACUAAGGAAGAGGCUGUAGAGCUGGUAUAUAGUAUUCUGGAUCUGUACAAGAUGCUUUAUGAGCAGCUCCUGGCUGUUCCUGUAGUACAGGGGGUGAAAUCAGAGAUGGAAAAGUUCGCUGGUGAGUGA